AUGCAUUUAUUUCAGGCAACUGUAUCUUCACAAGGCGUUUUACGAAUUUAUGAAGCGCCAGAUAUCAUGAACAUAUCGAUGUGGAGCCUUACUCAAGAUAUAGUCGUCUUUCGUGGUCGCUGCAGUUGCCUGACAUGGAGUACUCAACGCCUAACGAAACCGCUUAUUGCAGUGGGUUCGGAUGAUACACACAGUGCUGCAAAACGAGUUGCUGUGAAAUGGCAGCUGCUAGACUUGCCAGCAUUGAAAGUUACUGAUCCAGUAACAGAUAUUGCAUUUGCACCAUCAGCGGGACGAAGCUACCAUCUGCUGGCUGUUGGCUCAAAAGAUAUUUGCAUUUUCAAAAUGAGUGACAAAGACAAGCAUACUGAUAUGGAUGGUGACUUCCUGGAGCGCACUGCUCCCACAAAUUAUGAAGUGUGGCGCUUAUCAUGGAACAUAACUGGGACAAUAUUGACUGGAGCAAGUUCAGAUGGAUAUGUGCGACUGUGGAAAGAAAACUUACUGAAAAAGUGGAGUCCAAUGGCGACAAUCAGAUCAACAGACGAUUACAAGGGGUCGGCUGAUGAUCCGCAAACGGUCACUUCAAUAUGUUCAUUGACUAAGGAGAGUCAUAUUUACUAUUGA
Molecule: messenger RNA, 627 nt
Organism: Gongylonema pulchrum
Lineage: Eukaryota; Metazoa; Nematoda; Chromadorea; Rhabditida; Gongylonematidae
Source: the annotation of a GenBank genome assembly